CAGCUGGGAAUAGAUUCAGUACGAUCUCAGAGCGGCAACUAGCAACAUCGAUAUAACGAUUAUUGCGCUCAAACCAAAAUUUUUAAAAAUAUAUCGAAACGAAAUUGUGAUUCACGUUCUAUCAAAUUUAUAUAUAUACAUAUAUUUGUAAUAUAUUUCUACUACUGCACACACUCACGCACUAAAAACCAACCUCGCAAAUCUUGCAAACGUGUUCCGUACUUCGUCUUCGUGUCCGUAUUGUGUCGUAUCUCUCGUUUCCGGUCAAGUCUACCGCAAUAUGAGCACAUCAGUACCAGCUCCAGAACCUAGAGAAUCUGCUCCAGUUGAACGCGAGGAACCUGCUGCUGCUGCUGCUCGCUUGACUGUAGACAACGAGCCUGAAGUCGCCGCCAGUGCUAUCUCAAGCCAGACUGAGGGCCUAGCUAUCGAUCAGUUGUGUGUGGAUAAAGAAGUGGGAGACGUUCCGGCUGAUAACUACCUCUAUACAGAGUCUGGUCAACGCGACGAGGCAGAUCAAACACGCAAAGAUUCUGGGACCGAUCCCGAAAGGCCCGUUUCCCUCGAUAAGAUGGCGGGAGCACCAAAUCUCCUGGAGCCUUUGGACCCGUGCCCCGAUAAUGUAGAGGAUCCAAAGGAGGCUUGCCGACUGGAUUCUCGUAACCCGAUCACGGGCCUGGGUCUCAACGGGGAUGGUGUGGGUGGACUGAAGCCAAAGAAGUUAAAGAUACGAGAGGGCAACCCCGUCACCGGCGAGGGCUACAAGGCCGGAGGCACCGAUUAUCAGCAUCGCCAGGACACUUCCCAUGGCGGCACUCCUAUUAUCAACAAGAAUCGCGUUCCCCCAGGCGGCUACUCUUCGGGACUGUGGUAAUGGCGACGGGAAUUGAUCCAGGAUCCCCAGCACAAUGUGUGGCGUAAUGGCGGGAUGGAGGAGGAGGAACCACAAGAAAAAAACCAAGAAAACAAAAACAGAUACACAAAAAAAAAAUUAAAUCGUACUACCCCAUAUACGCAUAACCCUUACCCUUACCCUACGUACACACACACAACAAGGAGCAGCACAUGCGAUCGGAGUAGUAGCGGCAGGCCAGCAAGUUUUGCCAACGAAUACAAGAGAGAACUCAUUGCUCAACGAGACGGAGAUCACCGACGACGACGACGAUGCUGCACACCCAAAACGAGAGUUAAUCGAACACAUUUAAGCGACAUUCGCACUUAAACCCAACCACUACCAGAGACAAGCCCCCCUUUGAAGACCUACAUUUUAAAUUCUUUAGUUUAUGUAAACCCAUGUCCCCUGCCUCCCAUCCCAUACAGCUCAAGGGUAUGGAUAUAAAAGCAGAUCAAGGCGCAACGGGACUUUGCACACCUUUCGAUAUUUUAAUGCUAAUUGCAUUAACCACACGCUACAUCUAUAUAUUUAUAUCAAUCGCAUUCACACGACCACUCACAUACAUAAACUACAUACAUACAUAAUAUACAUUGUAUUACCAUUACAUUAAAUAUGUAAUUUAAACAGUACGCAUGUACGUACUAAUGUGCACGUACUAAUAAGGUGUAAAAAUACAAAAUUCAAACGCGAAUAUUUGUUCAAUAAAGAUCCUUUCGUACAUAA
Drosophila kikkawai is the source of this 1618-nucleotide messenger RNA. RefSeq names its product microtubule-associated protein Jupiter (gene Jupiter). The record is from RefSeq and is a predicted model, not a curated record. Gene Ontology annotation, cellular component: nucleus. NCBI's taxonomy places the organism in Eukaryota, Metazoa, Arthropoda, Insecta, Diptera, Drosophilidae.